CGGCUGCCUGCAGGCGCGGCUCCUGGCUAGAGCCAGCGAGCGGAACCGGCGCCUCGGCCUCUGCGCCGCCUCCCACCAUCGGUGGCGCGACCCCGCGGCCAGCCCGCCGGGCCCCGCAUCCCAGCGUAGGUCCAGCAGCCUCAGAGCGGGAGGGUGCAACUUUCCCCCGGUCCCGGGGCGGGGCGGGGACGGCAACGGGACAACUUGGAAAACUUCUCCGGGGGUGACGGCAGGGACGCCGGGUGCUGGUGGAAGAGGAUGUAGGAGGGCGGUGGCUGGCCCCAGGCAUCCAUUGAUCUUCUAGGCACCCGUUCGGCCUGGCCAUGGGGCUCCAGCGCCUUCCGCGCCGCCAGGGGGUUGAUCCUCCCGUCUAGCCUAGCUGGGCAGGACAGUGCUGUCGCCCGCUGAGCACGCGCUGGGCGAGCGGCGACCCCUCUGGACGCGCGUCCCGCCCCGCCAUGGACCACCAGGAGCCCUACUCGGUGCAGGCCACCGCGGCCAUCGCGGCGGUCAUCACGUUCCUCAUACUCUUCACCAUCUUCGGCAACGCGCUGGUCAUCUUGGCUGUGCUGACGAGCCGCUCGCUGCGCGCCCCGCAGAACCUGUUCCUGGUGUCGCUGGCUGCUGCCGACAUCCUGGUGGCCACGCUCAUCAUCCCCUUCUCGCUGGCCAACGAGCUGCUGGGCUACUGGUACUUCCGGCGCACGUGGUGCGAGGUGUACUUGGCGCUCGACGUGCUCUUCUGUACCUCGUCCAUCGUGCACCUGUGCGCCAUCAGCCUGGACCGCUACUGGGCGGUGAGCCGGGCGCUGGAAUACAACUCCAAGCGUACCCCGCGCCGUAUCAAGUGCAUCAUUCUCACCGUGUGGCUCAUCGCAGCCGUCAUCUCCCUGCCACCGCUGAUCUACAAGGGCGACCAAGGGCCCCAGCCCCGCGGGCGCCCCCAGUGCAAACUCAACCAGGAGGCCUGGUACAUCCUGGCCUCCAGCAUCGGGUCCUUCUUCGCACCCUGCCUCAUCAUGAUCCUCGUCUACCUGCGCAUCUACCUGAUUGCCAAACGCAGCCACCGCAGAGGUCCCAGGGCCAAGGGGGGCCCCGGGGCAGGUGAGUCCAAGCAGCCACGCUCAGUCCCUACGAGGACUUCAACCAAACUGCCUACCCUGGCCUCGCUGGUGGCUUCUGGGGAGGCCAAUGGGCACUCUAAGCCUACUGGGGAGAAGGAAGAGGGGGAUACCCCUGAAGAUCCCGGGACCCCUGCCUUGCCACCCACCUGGUCAGCCCGUUCCAACUCGGGCCAGAGUCAGAAGGAAGGUGUGUGCGGGGCAUCUCCAGAGGAGGAAGCUGAAGAGGAGGAGGAGGAAGAGAAGGAGGAAGGCAAGCCUCAGGCCUUACCAGCCUCUCCUGCAUCAGCUUGUAGCCCACCCCUGCAGCAGCCACAGGGUUCCCGGGUGCUGGCAACCCUACGUGGCCAGGUGCUCCUGGGCAGAGGUGUGGGCACCGCGAGUGGGCAGUGGUGGCGGCGGCGGGCACAGCUGACUCGGGAGAAACGGUUCACCUUUGUGCUGGCCGUGGUCAUUGGCGUUUUUGUGCUCUGCUGGUUCCCCUUCUUCUUCAGCUACAGUCUGGGUGCCAUCUGCCCGCAGCGCUGCAAGGUGCCCCAUGGCCUCUUCCAGUUCUUCUUCUGGAUUGGCUACUGUAACAGCUCGCUGAACCCUGUCAUCUACACUAUCUUUAACCAGGACUUUCGCCGUGCCUUCCGAAGGAUCCUUUGCCGCCAGUGGACCCAGACGGCAUGGUGAGCCACCUGCCUGCCACCCGCAUGGGGUUGGUGCCAGGUGGCACCCGGGCCACUCUGAUUCUUCCCCUCAUUGUGGCCGCCUCCCUGGGGCUUUCUGGUUCCUGCCUGGGUCUAGCAGGCCUCAUCUUGGCAGCCCCCUGAGAGGAGUAGGGGCAGGGGUGCUCACUGGGGUCCAUUUGAAGCCUCCAAAGCCAGGCCAGGAUAGAGCCCUUCCCUCCCAGUACCCCAGACCCCUGCAAGCCAACGGGAGGGCUUUCCUUCUUCAAGGACUCAGUGUUCCCUGGCUGGUCACUUGCUUGUGGUGUUUGUUUCGCAUCCUCCCGGGUAGAGAGCAGGAAGCCAGCCUGCCACUUUUCCCAGAGACACCUGCCGCUGAGGGGGAGGCAGGAUUGAG
Messenger RNA from Lontra canadensis (Northern American river otter), 2192 nucleotides. It is a transcript of the gene ADRA2B, whose product is annotated as adrenoceptor alpha 2B. The record is from RefSeq and is a predicted model, not a curated record. The coding region runs from base 459 to 1799 and encodes 446 amino acids. Gene Ontology annotation, biological process: adenylate cyclase-activating adrenergic receptor signaling pathway; regulation of smooth muscle contraction; regulation of vasoconstriction. Gene Ontology annotation, cellular component: membrane. The transcript has a single exon. Gene Ontology annotation, molecular function: alpha2-adrenergic receptor activity. Lineage: Eukaryota; Metazoa; Chordata; Mammalia; Carnivora; Mustelidae.